UGGACCAGGAAUGUGAUGACGAUGACAGCGAAACCCCAGUGCAGGCCCCAGUUCGUGAUCAUGACGAGUUGGAGAGGAACCUACCUGUGGUACCGAACUUUACGUUGUUACAGAAGAGUGAGUCAUGAGCAAAUCGGAGGUGAAAAGUAACGGUCAAAAUGACAUGGGGCACUGAUAUUAUACCUGACUAUGUCCGGGCCUUCCUCGUUGAUACACCACCGUUCUUGCCUUCCCAACUUAUUUUCGUUCCUACCUACCAAACAUCGCACAGUGUGCAGUCCAAAAUGCCACCAUCGAAGCGGUCACACUCUUGCUCUUCAUCAUAUUCAUCCCAAAAGCGCAUUGCUACAACCGGUACAUCCAGUGAGAACGAACUAACCAGCCUACACACGUCCUGUGUUGAGCUCCUCGAAAACGUCCGGCAAAGUCUAGUCGAAUCAGCCGACAUCCGAACUCCCUGGAUUAUGUCUCCGUCCAGCCCCCUAGCGUCACGGUCGCGGCCUAAUAGCCCGACGAAACUAUCCGAUGCCAAUUACCGGUGCCGAGUCAUCCAAAGGGCCAAGAUCUGCGUUGAUAGCGAACUUCCAGUAGACGUCAAGCAAUACGUCGAUACCAAUGUUUUCCACCCCUGGGUUGAUACGGAGGAUGUUACUAUUGUGGCUAAACAUCUCUCAACUGCAUCGAAGGCCCUAGUACUAGGGGCGUUUGUUGAACAAGAUUGGCUUGUACCGCUACGUUCAGCUAUCGAUCGGUUGAUACCUGUUGGGCUCCUAGUUGCCAGUAAUCGUGACUGGCGCGAUGACAUAAAACCCGAAGUCCACAGUCCUGUACCUCUCAUCCCGAACAAGCGAGACGUUUCAAAUGAACCCAUAUCGAGAUUCCUACCCACCCAAGAUAUCGUUGAAAAACCAACCUCAAUCCUUAAACUCAAGGACCCUCGCCCCGACAUUUGUGUCGGGUUUUCCGACUCGGAACUAGCAAAUGCACUCCUAGUUACCAAAGGCAUUGAUGGUGCCGAAACGUUUUUGCAGGAUCUACAAGAGAACUCAAUCCUGAUUAGCGACCCCCAUUGUACCCCCCUGGGGCUUCGUUUCCCGUUUUUUAUGAUAGAGGCCAAAGCUGCCGCGACCGGCGGCAAUCUGUAUCAGGCGCAAAAUCAAGUCGCCGUCAGUGGCUCCACGGCGUUGAAAAUAUUCAGUGCUCUCUCGAAUCUACACGACCGCGAAGAAGACCGGGAACUGUUUGCCAAACCACGUCUCGCUUUCUCUGUCACUACUGAAGGGCCUAUACAUGAGUUAUGGCUCCACUUUCAGAGAGCAGAAGAAGUUAAAUUCUACAUGGUGUGUCUCGGUUCGUAUCGGACGACCUUGGAGGACGGCGCGUUGGAGCUCGUUCAACGUAUCUCAGCUGUGCUGAGAUGGGGAAUGGAGCACUUGAAGCACGAUAUCAUAAGCCUUCUUUAAGUGGCAGACGAUCACGCUAAUGAUGUUCUCCGAGGCAGUACGGAGCAUGCAAAGCAAGAACUUAUGGAGCUUCUGGACAGUCAGGAAGCCGAAGUGGAUCGGAUAAUCCAAUCUCGUCUACGGAGAAUAUCACGGGAUUAUCAUGGAGCGCUGAUCGUGCCACAAAUCCGCCAGUGUUCGGAAGAGCAAGUGCGGAUUAAGAGCGA
Molecule: messenger RNA, 1669 nt
Organism: Aspergillus neoniger CBS 115656
Lineage: Eukaryota; Fungi; Ascomycota; Eurotiomycetes; Eurotiales; Aspergillaceae
Exons: 2
Coding region: 159-1463 (434 amino acids)
Source: RefSeq, a predicted model, not a curated record